AUGUCGAGCUACCACCGCCCGUUCAGGGGCCAGAACGAGCCGUCCUCAGCCAACUCACCAACACAAGAUGAACAACAAGAAGAAAUCAUCGAUCCCAAUCUCUACGGUCCCUUUGGCCAUCGCUACCGCGACAGCUCCAUCGAUCCGAUCCACCAACACCCGCAUGUGGCUUCCGACGCCUCCGCUACUGGUUGGCACCAAGUCGAGACCUCCGAACAGCAUCGUCAGCACAGCCAAUUCACCGUCCCAGAUCUACCCUAUCAGUCUCACGAAACAGCCAUUCCACUGCGACCUAUCGAGACAAACCACUCCAGCACUAGCUUUAUCACCAACGCUGCGCCCAUGUCAAUCGACUACACCCAAGACAGCCGAUACACAGUCCAGUCCGAAAAUUACCCUCUACCUCAACCCAGCAUCGACUCAGCCAACCGGCAAUCGCAUCUCCGUCGCCGCUCAAAAGGCCAGAACCACUACCGACCUUUAUCCCAGCCCUAUACCCACGCCCGAGCCGGCUCCCUCUUCGACCUCGUCCACGGUCGUGAUAGAUCUAAAUCCUCCCAUCUUUCCACUACAGCCGCGAAACCGCACAUCGAAGUGCACGGCGAAGACGUACCCAUCACUUUCCGUCACUUGCUCAAACGCCCUAUUAUCCGACAGUGGCUGCAUGGUAACAAGCUCUAUCGCGAAAAGGAUGAGAGGAAACCAUCGCAGUUUGAGCUAGUCUUCGACCUCAUUUUCGUUGCGGUGGUGAAUGGAUUAGGUCAUGCAACAGCGGAAAGCAAUACGGCGAUCAAUGUGUUGAAGUUCGUUUUGAGCUUCUGGCCUUGUUUCUCGAUCUGGACGGAUGUGAGGUUGUUUUUGAACACGAGUGGAUCGGAUGAUAUGUUGGAGAGGCUGUUGUUGUUGGGUUGGAUGAUACUUUUGGGUGGAUACUGUGCAAAUGUUUCAGGGGUGGAAAUUGUGAAGGCUACACCGGAGUUGUUGGUUCAACUGCAUAAUGAAGAGUUGGCGGGCGAUGCUCCGGCGCAGACGGAAGCACAUGGGAUUGUUGCUGAACUGGAGCAGAUCUUUCGUCGUGCGGCUUCCACCAGCAGCGGUGCAGACGGGCCUGAGGUGAAGCUAGCAGUGCCCGCUUUCGGGCCGUACUGGUUCGCCGCUGGGUACGAUAGAGCGAUCCAUGCUGCUGUAGCCUUCUUCUUAGUGGCAAAGCUCUGGAGGCUGGGUAUCUAUGUCUACUACGGUUUCUGUCUUCCCAAGUUCCGUAAAGCGCUCUGGUCCAAUGCAUUAGCAAUGACGGUGAUCACCGCUAUAUAUAUUCCGAUCACACUCAUCAGCCAGCCUUGGCUCAUCGUCACCCUCAUGUCCACAGGCAUCUUGGUCGAAAUUGCACGCCCCUACAUUGUUGCGGCAGCAAUAAAGCUCUUCCAUGGGCGCCAAAAACGGACGGGAAACCACAUGUUUAUCCCCGCACAAUCUCACGAGCAUUCCAUUGAGCGCUACAUCCUCUUCGUGAUCCUCAUCGUGGGAGAGUCGAUCAUCAGCAGCACUUUCAUCGCUCGGCCUGGCGAUUUCGGUAUCAAUGCAGAGUUCGGUCGUGCAGCCCUAGGAAUCACGAUCAGUGUGUUCGUUAUUUGGAUCUAUUACGAUGCAGAUGGAAGUCGAGUCUACCAGCAUGCUCUCCGUCGAAACUCGUUUACGAGCAUUACCUUCUGCCAUAUCCACUAUCCACUCACAGCCUCACUCGUCCUGAUGGCGGCGUCACUCUCCUCCCUCAUCUCGAACGAAGAAAUCAAGGGCGGAUACGUGUGGUAUUUCGGCGGCUCCUUAUCCUGUGUCCUUCUCUGUCUUGCCCUUAUCGGGUGUAUGCACCGGAAUCUCGACCUACACGGCUCAACACUCGUUCCUCGCUGGUGCCGUAUCGGAGUCCGGUUCCUAGCAAGUAUCGGAUUCGGCCUUCUCCCACUCAAGAAGGACUGGAACUCACUCGAUCUGAUGGGUGUAGUUGCAGGGUCCCUUGUGGCACUAGUAUUCUUCGAAACAAUCGGCAAGAUAGGCGCGGUUGGAAGAGUCUAUGAUGCGGAGAAGACGAUGGAACUGUUUGCAGGAAUGGAUGCGAAAGGAGAAAAGAACUUGAGGUUGGAUAAGAAAGCCAGUUGGCAUCCAUUUGAUGAUUUGACCGCUGGCGAGAGAGGAGAGGAGGAUGUUGGGAUCGAGUCCGAGAUAGGACAUUUGGAAGAGAAGGAUUUGACACAUGGUCAGAGGUGGGCUUAUGCUGCCUAA
Messenger RNA from Ustilago hordei, 2280 nucleotides. RefSeq lists its product as uncharacterized. Bases 1 to 2280 code for a protein of 759 amino acids. NCBI's taxonomy places the organism in Eukaryota, Fungi, Basidiomycota, Ustilaginomycetes, Ustilaginales, Ustilaginaceae. The transcript has a single exon. The record is from RefSeq and is a predicted model, not a curated record.